Glarea lozoyensis ATCC 20868 is the source of this 1647-nucleotide messenger RNA. Its product is annotated as Ankyrin repeat-containing protein. The transcript has 2 exons. Lineage: Eukaryota; Fungi; Ascomycota; Leotiomycetes; Helotiales; Helotiaceae. The record is from RefSeq and is a predicted model, not a curated record. Gene Ontology annotation, molecular function: protein binding. The coding region runs from base 1 to 1647 and encodes 548 amino acids.
AUGGCUCUAGAAACCCUACCGUUUAGACCGGAAGCUAAGAGAGUGUCAAUUUUAACAUUAACAAGUCUACCUUUCGACCUAUUCACAAAGAUAAUUGCUGAGAUUCUAGCAACUAUCGGUGUCAGGAAAGCAGUUAGAUUACGACAAGUGUCACCUGAGAUAUGUUUCGACUACACGUGCAGGUGCCAUGGGAUAGUUGACGAAGUACUCGAAAAGUACUCCCUAUCAUAUGGAGACUUCAAGACUUUCGACGAGAAGCUGGCAGGAAGGUUACUUCAGACAAAAAUGGAACAUGAGCCCAACCAUGAGGUAUUAUCUCACAUAAAGGAGUCAAUCGAGAGACUCCCGGACUUCGCUUCGGAAACUAAGGAGGCAAAGUUGAAGAUUUGUCGUGAUGUUUGUGAGGCUGCAGCUCCUCAAAUUGGCCGGCUUCGAGAACGAGACUCAAAUGGAUUCCACCGGCUAUGUCUCCGUGCAAUGCAACGUGUAAAAGAUGGCUCUUUGAACAUUAUUCCGCAAAAAGAGAGCUACGAAGUUGUUCGAAGCCAGCAAUCUCAAACGGACUUGAGUAUAGCUAUUGUUGCCGACAGACAUGAUGUUGUCAGAAAUCUCAUCGAAUCUGGAGUGGCAACAGUUGACUUCAAGAGUCUCUAUUUCAAACAUCCUAUAGUUCAAGCUGCGAGGCUCGGAAGAAUAGAGAUAGUUAAGUAUCUCCUGGAAAAAGGCGCGGAAUGGCAAACCCAAGAUGAAAUAUGGUCGAAGAAGGCAUAUCAUCUCAUCAGCCUUUUGGAUCUCCACAUAAACAAAAAGAUCAUGCUGGCGCCAGAGCCCACCAUUUCAAGUCUAGGUCUAGCCCGACACAAAAUCGAAUUGUUACUGCGACCGGUCGCUCAUAGCGGAAACGCGAAUAUCUUCACCAGACUUUUAGACGCAUACAAAGACGAAAGUGUCUGCUCAGAAACUAUGAAAAGCACUCUCAUUCGAGAAGCGAUUAUAGGUGGAAAUACAGCUACUCUUUCCGUGAUGGUGAAAGAGGGAUUUGAGAUACAAACCUACCCACUAUACCUACCCUCUCAAACUUCAUAUCUGCAAAUCGCAGCCCAGUAUGGCAGCGCGAAAAUGACGGCUUUACUUCUGGAACACGGUGCUGAUCCGAGGCAAGCUUCUCCUCUGAAUAAUCUUGACGCUUGGGAUAUCGCUAUUACGAAAGGCUAUGAGGAUGUGUUGAAAGUCUUAUUGGAUCAUGCUGAGAAAAAUGGAGUACAGCCGUCACCUACAGAUCUGAGGAUCCAAGACCUGGAACACGCGCAUAUUAUACGGAUGUUGAUACGGCAUGGAUACGAGAUCGGUAAGGAUCCAAGCUAUGAGAAUAUCAGCAAGGUGAUGCUUAGGAAUGCAUUUAAGAAAAAUAAUGUGUGUAUGGUUGAGGCUUUGGUUGAGGCGGGUGUGUCGGUUGAUAUUGAAGAUAUAAAUAUUUUGGCGGACUUGGUAGCCUCUAGUAUAGGUCGUGGAGAGAUGAUUCAGCUUCUGCUUCGGACUGGAGCAGCAAAUAGGGAUGGAGGAAAUGGUAGUGUUAGAUUAAAAAGCUUAGGACGUGCUGCGCUUCAUACGGACCGUACGACGUACUGGGAGCUAGGUCGCUAUUAG